Messenger RNA from Phycomyces blakesleeanus NRRL 1555(-), 882 nucleotides. RefSeq lists its product as hypothetical. The transcript is spliced from 4 exons. The coding region runs from base 1 to 882 and encodes 293 amino acids. Lineage: Eukaryota; Fungi; Mucoromycota; Mucoromycetes; Mucorales; Phycomycetaceae. The record is from RefSeq and is a predicted model, not a curated record.
AUGUCUUCUACUUCGAACACUCAUAAUAAGAAGUGCUUUUGCAAUGAAUGCAAAAAUAACCAAGGAGGUUACAGUCUAGUUCAAAGACAAACUGCUCAACGCCAUAACAAAAGAGCAAGAUAUGAAGCCUUCAAAAGAAGUGAAAUGGAUACAUUUGCUCAAAGCAGCUCGAUGGAAGUUGAUGUUGAAACUUUUCUGUCCCAGGAAGCAGGCCCCUUGGAAAUAUCGGUUGGUCAGACCAACUCACCUUUUUGGGAAGCCAAUAUUAUGUCUGACAAUGACAACAUGACUAUUGACAAUGAGGUUGUUGACAAUGCUGAUGAUGACAAUGACAUGAACAAUGACGAAGAAGAAAGCAAAGAGGUUGAAGAGGUUGAAGGGGUUGAAGAUAUUGUUGAAAUCGAGGUCGAAGAAUUUGAUAAUGAAGACCCUUUUGCCACUCCCGAUAUGCCUGAGAACCCAGUGCACAGGUUCAUUGCUACUUUUGUGGUAAUGUUUGCUUCCCGCUAUGUGGUCAACAAGGGUGCUGUUGUCUUGAUCGAGUUCAUCAACAAGCUCUUGAUGAUUUACGAGCAGGAUUUCCAAUUGCCCUUGAGCCUUCCUGGUCUCCAAUGCAUGACAGGUUUCUCCACCAUGAACAAAAGCGUUCAGAGAUUCCUUGUGUGUCAGGACUGCCACAAGGUGUAUGAGAAAAGUGCAUUGGCUCCUUCCCAUUGGGACUUCAUGAAGCUUGGCGCGCGUUCUGCAUGCAACUGUCAAUUGACAAAAACAUCUUUCUCUGGUCUCCAGGUCGCCAAACGUGAAUACUGUUACCAGUCAGUAAAAAAUGCACUAAGAUUGCUCUUUCUCUGCCCAGAUUUCAAGCAAAAAAUCAGACAGUAG